AUGAACAUCACCAAACUUAGCACUACCUCUGUUGGGUUCGCGGUCACCCCAACCGUCAUCUCGACUCUCUUCUCUCAUUACGUGAAUAGGGCGCCACUCAAGGAGCGUCCAACCGCUCAUUUGUCCUACGAUGAAGGGCUACAUUUGAUCCGCGCGUUUCUCGAGUUCGCGUCACAUCACACCAUUGACGAAUUACAGGCUUUCACCUCCCAAUGGGUUCCUCAUCCCCAAUGGGUCAAGGUGGAGGACCUGACCAUCGCAGAUGACCAUCUCAGCAAGGCCGCCUCCUUGCUCAAGGAGCAGCUUGGUCCGGACGGAAUCAAGCAGGUUGGCGGCGGCGAGUGGUGGCAAUGGAGGAAAUCAAAGUCACCGCUCCAGGCUGAAUGGAUUGAGAUGCGUUCAGAUGCGAAUGAGCGGAAGAAGGGACACAAUCCCGGAAAGCGCGUGAUGCUGUACAUUCACGGCGGCGCAUACUUCUUCGGGAGCGUGGAUGAGCAUCGGUAUCAGAUGCAACGCCAUGCGCGGAAGCUUAAAGCCAGAGUCCUGGCGCCGAAGUACCGGCUUGCUCCCCAGUUCCCAUUUCCCUGCGGGCUACAGGACUGUAUCGCUGCCUACCUGCAUCUUCUCACCGUGCAAGACCCAAGCGAGAUAGUGUUGGCAGGGGACUCUGCGGGCGCCGGCAUGGUCGUGUCUCUGCUGUGCGUUCUCAGAGACCAGAAGAUCCCGCUCCCUGCCGGCGCUAUUCUUAUCAGCCCUUGGGUCGACUUGACUCACUCCUUUCCUAGCGUCGGUGACCCUGCGCCUAUGGAUUAUAUUCCCCAAUAUGGAUUUCACCAUAAGCCCUCGAAAGCGUGGCCUCCGCCAAACGAGGAUGAUUUGGUUAUGCUGCGGCGGGAAGCGGACAAGAUCAAAGAAGGCUCAAAAGCAGCCGGGAAGACAAAACUGGAAGAAAAACAGCAGGAACCUGUGGCGCCCACCAGGGAGGACGCAAGUGACCGAGCUGCAACUGGCGGGCUUGUCACGGAUACCACAAAGUUCCUUUCCGUGACAAUUGAUGGGGAAUUGGUCAGACUCAAGGACCAGAUCCAGAUGUAUGCUUCCAACGAAUUGCUUGCGCACCCACUUGUGAGCCCCAUCAUGCAGCCUACCCUCGGCGGGCUACCACCGUUGCUCAUCAUGGUAGGAGGAGGCGAAAUCCUCCGGGAUGAGCAAAUAUAUCUUGCGCACAAGUGCGCCAAUCCCCAGCAAUACGCUCCUCCUGCAGAGAAGCUGGAUGCUAAAGGGAGGGAGCGGCUUGCUAUGUACAAGCCAACAAAUGUACAGCUUCAAGUGUGGGAGGAUCUCUGCCAUGUUGCCCCAACGCUGAGCUUCACCCGCCCUGCCAAGUAUAUGUACAGAUCCGUAGCUCAAUUUGGAGCCUGGGCUCUGGCCAGGGCACAGAAAACGAGCAUUGAAAUAUUGGAUGAUGAUGACAUCUCCAUCAUCUCCAGCUCCGAUACUCGCUCGGGUGACGAGGCUUCGGAUAAGGAGGAUAGCAACGGGGCUCGAGGUAAUCCCUCUGGUAAGGUUGGGAAGGCCGGUGAUCCCCUCCCGCCGUUCAAGAACCACAUGAUUCGUCAAAGAGUCACACGACACGGCGCUACACAUCCUUUAGCGCCCGAAUCAGAGCUACCAGCUUGCAACAUCCUACCGGAACUUGUCGGAAUUAUCAAGGAAGGCCAGGUAAAGAAAUGGCUAAACGCCAAGCGUCAAUGGGAUAGCAAGUAUGCAGCUACCAAGGCAAAGGUCCAUAAGGGAAUCAUUAAAGACAUGGCGGCCGGAUAUGAGAAUCCAUUCCCGGAAGAUAAUCCACCUCCCACCGCACUUGCUGGUCGUAUAAGGAAAGAUUAUAAGGAGAAGGAAAGUAAAAGAGUCAAGAGUCUCGGAUUGGCGCUUUGGUCAGUCUGGGGCUCGAAACACGACGAAUCAACCGUGGGCCGAGAGCUCAAGGCCAACCUGGCAGACCUCAAGGCUGAGGCGAAACUGGCUUCUCCCCAUGCACAGAGUAUGCCAUCUCCAGCUGAUGCUGAGUCUCACGAACCUCUUCCAUCCCCGUUAUCCGAUGGAAGGCCUAGAAGCUCGUCGCACCAGAAGGUGGUGGUUGAUGAACACCAGGUUGAAACAUCCCUGUCUCGGGAAGAAACGCUUGUAUCGGGGCUCAUUGCUAAGCGCAAGGAGGAGGAACAAACUUCCAGCCUACUCAGCGUGCCCAUGGGCACAGGUGCCACAGGCAAACGACCGCACCUGGAUGGCAUAGCAAUGCCGUUUAGUCUCGGAAAGGAGGCCGAAACUGCGAGCAUGAUGACCCUGCAUUCAGACUUGAGUCCCCGAAGUUCAAAGGAUGGUUUGUCAAGCUUGGCGGGCGUUCAAGGAGCAGCCAAUGAAGAUGAACCAAUAACCAAGGACGAGCCGAAACGGCCUGACUUGGAUACCUUUGUGACUGCGCCGGAGGUUCUCACCAUACCCACCAUUGAAAACGGACAGGCCAAAAUCCCAGUCGCUUAA
Clonostachys rhizophaga is the source of this 2544-nucleotide messenger RNA. Lineage: Eukaryota; Fungi; Ascomycota; Sordariomycetes; Hypocreales; Bionectriaceae. The record is from the annotation of a GenBank genome assembly.